Messenger RNA from Trachymyrmex septentrionalis, 589 nucleotides. RefSeq lists its product as uncharacterized. NCBI's taxonomy places the organism in Eukaryota, Metazoa, Arthropoda, Insecta, Hymenoptera, Formicidae. Bases 122 to 589 code for a protein of 155 amino acids. The transcript is spliced from 4 exons. The record is from RefSeq and is a predicted model, not a curated record.
CUGGAAACGAAUAAUUUGAUAAAAGACAAACGAUCUUUUGUUAAUUAUUUAAAAUCAAGACGUAAAGAAGUCUAAAAUAGGCACGUAAAUAAGUUUAACAUCGUAAUAUUUGUAUAUUACGAUGCAAAUAUUAAGGAGCAUUAUUUUCACAACUUUAUUAGUUUCUGUGACUGCAUACGUGCUAGCAAAGGAAGAUGUGAAUUAUAAAACAUGGAAUAAAAACAACGAAUUUAUAGAAUACAAUGGAAAGCACAAAAAUUACACUGACAGCAACAAAUCCAGACUUUAUAGAAAAGACACUGUAAUAAGACGAUCUCAUUACGCGGAUCCCUUGCAUUUAUCAAUGGAUGGGAGCACUUGGCAAUUAAUCUUUUUGAUAAUAAUAAGCAUGUUGAUAUUCUCAUAUUUGCCAAUUUAUCUCAAAAUGAGUACGAAAUUUUGGCCUGUUUUUGCAAACUGGUCUUUUGAUAUUUUGAAGAAUUAUUUCUCUUUCUGUAGACCUUUAAUUGCGGUUAUGACUCGCAAUUCAAGGGAUAAUAUGUAUCAAGAAGUGUAUCAAACAUAUAAUCUGCCAGUGGGAUUCGUUUAA